AUGAUCAGCGCUGCCUGGUGGUAUUUAGGAACCCCUUUCACUUUCGGAGAAGAUUCGCCGAACUUUCGAAACUGUAACCUAAAUAUUUCUGUAAUUUGCAUCUUGUUGCAUCAGAGGUGCACCUGCAAACACCUCACGGGACAUGCAACUACCUCGCGUGACAUUGUUGCAGCUAAAGAGAUGGAAGAGGCCUCAGAAACGGUGCUACACCCCCAGUUGAUCUGGUACCCACCACUCCUUAUUAAACCAUCGGCCAUCAGGGCUAAUCAUAGGGCAAGAAAUUCAUCAGGUAGUUCGCUGACAGCUCUUCCCGACAGAGGUUCCGCCCGGCGCAUGAACUGGUUCUACGAUUACGUGGAGGGGCCACAGGAGUUGGAUGACACACUUGCCACUCUCUCGCCCGGGACGGAAGUAAGACACUGCCAUUUGAAUCGCGAAGCAAAUUCCUAAGUAAAGAACCAUCACUGCCAGCCCAGCCUAGUUAUCUUAUAUACUACUUAAUACAUCUAAAUAUUGAAAUGAUGAUGUUAAAUUGACAUUACUUAGGGUCUUAUAUUAUUGUCUAUGUAUCUAUUUUAAGUAAAUAUUUUUUUUAUAAUUUUUAUGUAAAUAUUGUAUUGUUUAUUUCAAAUUCAUUAUUUUGGCUAAAUAAAUUGUAAAGUCAAAAGAUCA
Messenger RNA from Nezara viridula (southern green stink bug), 672 nucleotides. NCBI's taxonomy places the organism in Eukaryota, Metazoa, Arthropoda, Insecta, Hemiptera, Pentatomidae. The record is from the annotation of a GenBank genome assembly.